AUGAAUAAUCUCCUCAGGACACUCACCGAGAGCCAGGUCAAGCCCUCGCCUGACCUUAGGCUACUUCUGAGUGCUGUUAAGGACGCACGCCGCCAAAGCUACGAUGCCAAGGUAUCCGACCCCUUUUAUGACUCCCUUGAGGGACUCCUUCAUGAUCUGCGUACAGUGACUAUGGAUAAUCACGACGCGGAGGCAUUCCUUAAGCCAGUUUCAAAAUCUGAUGUUCCCGACUACUACGAUGUGAUCGUAAACCCCAUGGACCUUCAAUCCAUGCUCAAGAAGGUCAAAUCAAAGCAGUACAAGUCCAAGCGCGAGUUUGCGGAUGAUCUAGAUCUGAUAUGGUCAAACUGUUUCACCUACAAUGCGACUGAGGACCACCCCCUCCGCCAAUGCGCAAUGCGCCUCAAGAAGAAAGCCGAUAGACUACUGAAGAACAUCACUGACCGCAAAGAACGAAUUGACCCACCCUUACCUGCUGCUCUAUCCCAGCCUCCAAAUUCCGCUUCUCCUGUCCCAAUGAGACCUAACGCGAUGGCACGGCCCAAGAUUAAUGGCACGACAUACACACACAGACGAUCUCCAUCAUUGACCAUAACGCAAACCACCCCAAAGCAGCGCAUGGAUCUCCCUUUCGCCGAUUCCCCUGCGCUUGAACGUACGCCGCAUGGUAUGGCCUCGUUCCGUGCACUUGAGUCAGAAGCUGGUCCAUCAAGCAUCCCUAAUGGAUACGGCUCGUCUGCUUCUACAAAUGAUUACGACAGCGAAGCAGACGAAGCGGUAAUGUCGAUAGAUAACGACUCGGGGGAGAAACGCAAGCUAAACGGUUCAUCUUAUCAUCCUCGUAAACGCGUACGUCUAACCCCUCCUCCCUUUGCGCCUAUUCCCACGGCAAACGACCCGAACUCGACCUGGUGGUCCUCUGUUCAGUCUGACUCAUUUCUCGCCAAUGGACUUCCAGCCCUUCCCCAGCCUUUCGCUGCAUCGACCCUCUAUCCACAAUCCCAGUUUACACCUUCCUCACUGCAAUCUGCAAGGCCCCGCAAGCGGCGGAAACUCCGCCCUCAGUCCAUAGCAAAAUACAAGGACAGAGAUACUGCUGCGCCCAACACCCUUCUCAGUAUCAUGAACACGAACAUUAAAACUCUCAAACGGGUCCGACGUACGCAUGCUAAGUUUGCCGCGCUCAACCUUAACGCAGAAGAGGGUGGUAUGGGGGAUGAGCCGCCAGAUAUAGGGGAAGAGGGCAUAGUUGACGAGAUUAUAGAUGAGCGGCCGUGGCGAGCGAGAUAUGCUGGUCUUAGACAGGUGAAGGGACCAGUUGAACUAGAAGUUGGUGAGAAGAAUGCGGACGAAUGUCUUAAAUGGAUGAAUCGGAAGGUGUUGGAACAUGAAGGAUUUCAAGGGACGUCAGGCGCUGCACUGGAUGUGUUGGUAGGGGUAACGUCUGAGUAUUUCCUUAAUGUCGGUCGAACGCUACGAUUUAUGUGCGACAAGUAUGCGAAGAGCAUGACGUCAGAGGAAAUAAUCCUGCAUACACUCUUCGAGAGUGGAGUCACAAGGAUUCAAGAUCUUGAGCGGUAUAUCAAGGAUGACGUCGUCCGGCACGGUUCGCGCCUUGUUGACCUCGAGAAAAAGCUCGUUGGAGCGUAUCGCGAAGCUACGCAAGUGGAAGUUCUCGACGACGAUGCGCUGUUUGCUGGUGAAGAUGAUGAAGAGGACGAAAGUGCGUUUGUAAUGGGUGGGUUUUCUGACUCACUUGGUGAUGACUUUCUUGGGUUACGGGAGCUUGGCAUUGCUGCCGAAUUGGGGUUAUCAAGCCUCACUAUCCCAAAGAAGCUACUCAAGGGGAAAUCACGGGGAGCAGCAGGGGCUGCUAUCGAAGCAAAACCCAAAGAACCACCACCACCAUAUCCACCACCACCUCCCCUACUUCCUAUCACGAGCAAGAAUGUGGGCGAUCAAAUUGGGUUAUUGCAUCCCUACUUUCAAGUGCGGCUUGCAGCACUGGCACCUCCCGGCUCCCUCCAAGGUCUCCCUUAUCUCCCACCGGGCCCUCAAUUUGGCUUCCUUCCUCACCCUGGUGUCCUACCAUUGCCUUAUGUACCAAAUCCAUCAGGCGAUUUCGCACGCAUCAUCACGAUCCCAGACGAUGCACCCGCACCUGCACAGGCGAAGCUUGGACCCUUGGGUCAGGUACUCAAGACAGGCGCUGCUGCAGGGGCUUUCAAGAAGAAGAACAAAGCGAAAGAGCCAGGGCCGAUGUCAGGGCCUGAGAUAUUGGUGGAAGCUGGACCUGGUGGUGUUGUCACUAAUGGAUCGAGUGGGGGGACUGGUGGAGCAGGGGGUGGGGCGGCCUUGGGUAUGGCGGGAGGAAGCAAGAAGAAACCGAGUCCGCAAGGGCAGGGAAGGGCGAUGGAGCUUCCGCCUGUCAUUGCUGCGAGCGCGUGA
Molecule: messenger RNA, 2448 nt
Organism: Suillus bovinus
Lineage: Eukaryota; Fungi; Basidiomycota; Agaricomycetes; Boletales; Suillaceae
Exons: 12
Coding region: 1-2448 (815 amino acids)
Biological process (GO): regulation of transcription by RNA polymerase II
Cellular component (GO): SLIK (SAGA-like) complex; SAGA complex
Molecular function (GO): protein heterodimerization activity; structural molecule activity
Source: RefSeq, a predicted model, not a curated record